Molecule: messenger RNA, 1539 nt
Organism: Aspergillus novofumigatus IBT 16806
Lineage: Eukaryota; Fungi; Ascomycota; Eurotiomycetes; Eurotiales; Aspergillaceae
Product: MFS general substrate transporter
Exons: 2
Coding region: 1-1539 (512 amino acids)
Biological process (GO): transmembrane transport
Molecular function (GO): transmembrane transporter activity
Source: RefSeq, a predicted model, not a curated record
AUGCCGAUCACCAUCGACAAUUGCAAGGCCACCAAGACGCCGGCCCCUUUCUCACAUCCCAAGGGCCCAUGCUAUGAUCCCGAAACCGUCGUCUUGACGUGGGAUGGUCCCAAUGACCCCGAGAACCCCGUCAAUUGGCCCAAUUGGAAGAAAUGGGGGGUCGUCGGGAUAGGCCUGUUUGCAACAUUCAUCGCUUUGAUGAAUGGUACUAUCAUCACCACGGCACACUAUGCCAUCGAUGAGUCAGUCUUCCCGCAUUCCUACUGGCCAGUCACGUCCUGGGGUAUUGGCGGCGCCCUCUUCUCCUUGUUCUUGCUACCGGUCAUGGAAGAUUUUGGCAUCCGCUAUGUCUUCCUGAUCGUCUACCUGAUUCACAUUUGCUUCUUGAUCCCCUCCGGUGUGGCUCAGAACUUUGCGACUCUGAUUGUCACGCGUUUCUUCUCUGGAGGAUGUGUUGCAAUCCUUGCCAACACGGUAGCUGGAAUCAUCUCCAACGUGUUUGUCGGCAACCGGGCGCGAACCGUGCCCAUGAGUAUGUACAUCACCACCUACCUGGUCUCCAGCAGUUUGGGACCCGUUAUCGGCGCAUCCAUCUUCCAAUUUCUCUCCUGGCGGUGGAUCGGCUACCUCCAGCUCAUCUGGACCGGCUUCUUCUUCCCGCUGUUCCUAUUCGCCAUGCCAGAGACCCGUGGCUCGGCUAUUCUGCGGGCUCGCGCAAAGAAGCUGCGCAAAGAAGGGAAGAAAACCUACACGCAGGAUGAGCUGGACACCACCUCACUCCUCCAGGUCGCUCUCAAGAGCGUGCAGCGACCUUUGUAUAUGCUCUGCACGGAAUCGGUUGUCUUUGUCGCGACCCUGUGGUCUGCCUUUAGCUUGGGGACAAUCUACCUGUUCACUCAGUCGGCCGAGCAGGUCUUUGCGGAAUUAUAUGGCUUCAGCGCGGUCCAGGCAGGUUAUGUCCAGGCCGCCGUCGUCAUUGGAGAAAUCAUCGGGUGGAUUUUCUGUCUAGUCACCAACCGGUGGUACUAUAACUCAGCGCUCCGAAACACCGAAUUGCCUGGAACCGAGAUUCCGGAAGCCCGUCUGUAUCAGGCCCUGAUCGGAGGUCUGGUUGGUGUGACGGGCGGAAUGUUCGUCUAUGCCUGGACCUCGUAUAGUUUCACCCCGUGGAUCGCUCCUGCCAUCAGUUUGGCCAUGGUUGGCGCUGGCACCACCUCUGUCGUAGUGAGCAUUGCCAACUACCUGGUCGAUGCCUACAGCAAGUUCGCCGGAAGUGCCGUGGGCGCUAUCGGGCUGGGUGAGAAUGUUUUCAUCGCCUUCCUCCCCCUGGCGGCGCAGAGCAUGUACACCAAUCUCGGUUUCCAGUGGGCCAGUUCGCUACUGGGCUUUGUGUCGCUGGCCUUGGCCUUUGCCCCUGUGGCAGUCUUCAUCUGGGGCAAGGAGAUCAGAGCCCGGAGCCCGUUCAUGAAGGAGGCGCCGAGGAUAAGAGAAGAGACUCUGUGGUUUCUGCGCAGACGGCAGAGGUCUAGUUCAUUUUGA